AUGUCGACGGUGACAGCAAUUAACCUGGUGCUGCCUGAGAUUGAGGUGCAUUUGGACAGCUCCAGUAUAGAUGGCCAACUGGUUCUGAACCCCAGGAGUACCCUGGUGGAUCCUGUGAUGAAGGUGGAGCUCAUGGGAAGAGGCUACCUGAGGUGGCUUGAGGAGGAUAAUUCUGAACUGGACUAUCACAAGAGCAUGGCUUGCACCAAUCAGGCUAUCUAUGUCUCCAAAGCAAAGAAUUUCCUCAUAGAGGGGUCUGUUAGGAAUCCUGAAAAUUUAGUCUGCAGAUCACAGAUGGCUGGCUGGCGGGAUUCUGGGGUCCACACUUCUAACUUCCACUUUAGCUUUCCUCCAAAUAUUCCCUCCACAUUCACCGAUGCUCAGGAGGACUGUGAUAAUUCAGCCAUGUCACAUUCGGUGCAGCGAGGAAGACUGUCCUCUGGGAAAAACAUAUUUUGCCCUGAUGACACCAUUGUCUUCAUGACAGAUAUUGCCAAUAGGACAUGCAAGUAUGUUAGAAAGGUCAUUUUUGCUGUACACUGCAUUGUCCUGUAUAGUGGCUUCAGCAGCAGGGGAGAGCAAUGCUCCUUGGAAGACCAAGUGAAGUGA
Molecule: messenger RNA, 609 nt
Organism: Pygoscelis adeliae (Adelie penguin)
Lineage: Eukaryota; Metazoa; Chordata; Aves; Sphenisciformes; Spheniscidae
Gene: ARRDC5
Product: arrestin domain containing 5
Exons: 5
Coding region: 1-609 (202 amino acids)
Source: RefSeq, a predicted model, not a curated record